AUGCUCCGGCUACAUGUGGACUGGAACUUGUUGCAAGUGGGCUUUUGCACUUCAUGGCUGUGCCUAAGUGCCCUAUUUUGCUUCACCUCAUGGAUCGAAUUCUCGUUUUUGGGGAUGCUUGGAGGGCUGGCGAGUUUCAUGCUUGGUUCGGGAUGCCUGGCCUAUGCAUGGUCCAAACCUCAUUCAUUGUCUACGCCUGUCUUCAGCUCCAUGCCGAUAGGCGUGCCUGUGGAGACGACGGCCGGCAGUUGUGACAGGGUUUGGGCACCAUGUACUUUCUCAGCAUUGAAGAGAACAAGUCCAAAGUUUCUCGUCUUCACCUGCCGCCACAAAGCUCCCGCAGAGCUUUCGGCAUGCCCCGUCGCCUCUCAGAACUCGAUCCGAGCAGCUUGGGUACAGCCAGACGACACAUGUUGUUGCUGUUUGGCUGCCUUCGAAGAAGAAAGUACAGUUGCCGUUCUUCCAUGCGGACAUGUCUUUCACGAGGACUGUAUCGUGGCAUGGUCUCUGACGCCUUCACGUAGCUCUGGCUCUUGCCCAGUAUGUCGCAGUCCCUUUGGGCCAAGGCCGGAGAAUUCUUUCGACGGCGUGGUGGUGCCCAGUGCGCCUUAA
Symbiodinium necroappetens is the source of this 612-nucleotide messenger RNA. The record is from the annotation of a GenBank genome assembly. NCBI's taxonomy places the organism in Eukaryota, Dinophyceae, Suessiales, Symbiodiniaceae.